GAUGUGAUGAUGACAGGGGAUUACAUGAUCCGGGAUGAUGAUGAUGAUGAUGAUGAGAAGUCUUUAUUUUUUUCCUAUUUGAAACCCUCAUGAGGUGACGUCCCGGGUGACAUUUGAUCCCAGUGUUUUCCGUUUUGUUUGUUCUUCGACUGAAAACACACAUGACAGCAUCACACUUCCAAAUAUAGCCGAUGAUAAGAAAUUCCAUUUUUUUCAAGGCGAUCCCAAAGCAUGACUCAAGAACGAUUCAGCUCACGCAGCGCAUACCGUAACACUGCCGGAUUCGAGUUUUUUUAGAGUAGCUAGAAAUCGGUACCGGUGCCGGGUUGUGGAAACGGGUGGUGUUGGUAGGUAGGCGCAGGCGCAUUGUUGGCAAACUGAACUGAAUUCAUGAAGAAAAUUUGCUUGAUUGCAAGAUAAUCAAAGAGGUUGACAACAUAACAGGAUAUCAUAUCAUUCCUGAAAGGCUAAAGGUACACAUACUUGUUGCAUAUAAACACAUAUGCUGAGGAAUAUAAGCAGGAGGAGGAAUAUUGUUUCAGGGGAGGAUUGAAGGAACCCUAUUUGAGCUAUCAUUUCAUCCAGGAAUUUAUAUUGUGGAUACCUAGCAUAGCUGAGCCUGUGAAGAAUGAGUCUCUGAUAAGUGAUUAGGAAAGUUUGACGUUGAACCAUGGCAUGCAAUCAUCAGCCAUUCACUCCAAAGAGCAACACUCAAUAGUUUCUAGUGCCUUGAACAGGGGGAAAAUUUAAAUUCUUGUGAACCGUGAAGGUUUUUCAUCUAUUCCUAGCAAGAUGCCGUUUGGUCUUCGUCUGAAGAAAACCCGGAGGUAUAACGUGUCUGGAAAGAAUUCAUUCGUUGCCAGGAUUCAACUUCUGGACAAUGCUGUUUUGGAAAUAACAUUAACACCAGAAAGUUUGGGACAGGAUUGUCUGGACACCAUUGCUCAGAAACUUCAGCUUGAAGAGAGUAUCUACUUUGGCCUCCAGUAUAGCAACAAGAACUACAAGCUCCGAUGGGUGGAUCUAGAGAAACCGCUAAAGAAACAAUUGGACAAGAAUGCCCAUGACUCUAUGCUUCGUCUGGGUGUCAUGCUCUAUACAACCAACAUACAAACACUGAGGCAUGAAAUAACAAGAUACAUGUACUUCUUGCAGUUGAAGAGUGAUAUUAUUGAGGGCAUUUUACCAUGCAGUGAAGAACAAGCAGUGACUCUGGCCAGCUUUGCUUUACAAGCUGAGAUAGGAAAUUUUGACCCCGCCAAGCACACUGUGGAAUUCUACCAGAAUGAAUAUGUUCUGCUGCCUAAGAACAUGACAACAGAGAAUGUGAGUUUGUCUGAGUUACUUCUCAGGGUUAUGAACGCACAUCAGGCCAAGGUUGGCAUGUCAACAUGUCAGAGUGAACUAGGGUAUAUUGACCAGGCUGCUAAAUUACAAGGUUAUGGACAAGAGAGCUUCCCAGCUAAAGAUGACUCUGGGAAUGAAUUAUUCAUCAGCGCAUCCUUCUCAGGUUUAAGUGUUAAACAUCUAGAUAGACAAGAGACUGUUCAUUUUGAGUGGCAUGAGGUUGUGAGCAUGGGCCACAAUCGGCGGGCCUUUGGGGUUGGGACGUCCCGCUCUCAUGAUGUCCUGCAAUUUCAGAUGGAUGAUGCGGAGACAGCCAAGUAUGUGUGCAGAAUAUGCAGACUCCAACAGCAGUUCCACAAGUAUACAGUUGAAACAGUCAAGCUUGGAAGCAGAGAGGUUCUGGUCGAUGGUUUCCCAGCAGACAAGCUAAUCACUGUAGUAGAUCCAGAGAGGAGAAUGUCAAUGGAUGGACACCAAUCAUCAGGAAAGAUGAGGAAUAGAGAUAGUCUUAUGAUGGGUGAAGGAACUUCCUCUGAGGAGAACCUUCCACAUCACAUGAUGGCGGAUGGUCAACUAAGUAACCAGCAAUUCAUCAUUAGCCAAACAGGAAAUACCAACUUCACCACAUCUCAACUGAGUCUUGAUAACCAGCAUGCCUAUGACAUGGGUCCUUUCACUACCUCCCAGCUAAGUCUGGACAGACCACCUACUGAUUACAGCUACUCUAAUGGUAACCUAGUCAUGCUGGAUCAGAAUGGAAGUGUGUAUAGCGCCCCCAGUGUGAAUUCGCUGAAUUAUGGACUCCACAACCAGGUGUCACCAAACUCGUCCAAUCCUAGCCUUACGAACAAUGAGAAACUGCGCGCUCAUCUGCAAGCAGCUCUGCCGGCAUACAGGCAGAGUCCAGACUAUGAGUCGUUCAUCCAGGCCAGACUGCAGCAAAGGCUGUUGACUGUGAGUGAGCAGAGUCAGAGUGUAGGGAACCUUGGUAAGCAGAAUGGGUUUGGACCUGUGGAAAGUGUGCUCUAUCCUCAGCCGGAACUGAGGCAACAUAGUCAUAACAAUCACUACAGGCAGCAGUUCAGACUCAGCUAUGGAGGCAUGCCUAACAAUUACUACACUUCCAACAACAUGGACUACUCCCUGGAGUCACUGCAGCAUGGGCUGUUGAUAAAGACUCCCCAUGGGAACAUUGUACAUACCAUCAGUGUGCCUGAAUUGACGUCAGAGCAUAUUCAAACCACAGAGGAGUAUAUUACUGCAAAACUGUUGAAAAACAAGUACAAACCACCACCGCCUUACCCAAGAGGAAGUGCCAGUACCCCUAACCUUGCCAGGCAAAGUAAUAAUUACUUAGUGAGCAGUAGUAGCCCCGAUCUGGUGAGUAGGAGGUUACAGGCUAUUGAAGCCAUGCAUGAGGUUAAUCUCCAUGGAAGCGGGAAUGUAAAUAUUGAUACGGAUUUAUCUCAGUCAUUACCCAUAGAUGCAUUCCAACAGUUGAGGAUACAGGACUACCAUCCGCAGGUUGGUAUGUACAGCAGACACGUUUCACAAGGAUAUCAGCAGCAGUACAGUCCACAGCAACGAGAGUUCAAACCUGCAUUGACUCUAAAUCUGACAGACAAAGCCCAACCGUCUGAUCUCUCCAUGAUAGGUGUGCCCUCUGGGUACGAGGACAAACUGCCUACCCCGCCAGACAAGGCUAGGAUCAUGAGUCCUUUCCAGGAAUUCGCAGUGCCUUUGGUCAGCCCACCAAGUGAAUUUGCAGAUCACAGUGACAUUGAUUCAAACAUGUCUCCGGGUAGUGUUGGGAGUCCUCCACGCCACUUUCACCUACCUCCCCAAGGCUUGGGGGAUAUUUACAACUCACAACCAUCACUUCCAGAGAACCAUAUGACCUAUGUGACAGGUGGCUUUGGACAGAUGAAUGGCACUGGUCAGCAUGGCUCGCCCACAAGAGUAUACUCUAUGCCUCAGCUCCACCCAGAAAUGCGGGAGGUGAACCCUAGUCAUUAUGCCAUGCUCCAUGUUGAUCAGGCCAACUAUGUUAAUUCUGUACAGGGCUUCCACGUGCAUCCCCAGCAGCAACACACCUCAGAAGUAGAAACAAUACUAGCAGAGAGGACAAAUCAUCAGCCGCAAGGCAGUCCUAUUGCAGUGAACAAUCAUAACAUUGGUAGCUUUGCUUCUAAUGUGAAUGUUACGCCUUUGGACAAUAUCACUCAGGAAAUUCCUCAGAAGGGGCAUGCAACUCAGUCGCCCUCUCCACCUCCAGCUCUUCCACUCUCGACAGUUGACGUUAACACUCACCAGCCCAAGCAACCUGAAAUGAAAGUCAGUUCUCCAACCUCGAAACCUUCCACCAGUACUACUGCUCAGCAACCUUCCACAUCAAAAGCCUCAUCUGCUCAACCAAUUAGCAGCAGCAAGCACAAAUCAUCCAAAGCACCCGAGUCACCUACGCUGCCUUUGUCUCCUGAUCCUGAAGGAAGAGAAAUUCUUGAGGAUGUAGGGACUGAAAAUGGAGGAUACAUUGGUCCUUUGAAGCUGGCUGCCAUGAGUGGGUUAACCCUUCUCAGACCAAGGGACAUGCCUGAUGAACCAGAGGAAGAAUCUAAACAUCCAAGAGAUGCAAGGCGGAAAAUCCUUGAGAAGCAAUUGAGAGAAGGUCAGGUAUUCACAGAGUAUGAGCAGAUUCAUAAGAAGCGAGAAGGAGCAGUGUGCUAUACAUCAAAAUUACCAGAGAAUGUCAACAGAAACAGAUUCAAAGAUGUCCUACCAUAUGAGGAUUGUAGAGUGGAGUUAUCCUCAUCUCAUCAUAACAGUGGAGGUUACAUCAAUGCCUCACUGGUUAAGGUACCCAUCGCUGGUGAGAUGCUACAUUACAUCGCUGCUCAGAGCCCUAUGGAGAACACUGUUCAAGACUGGUGGAGGAUGGUAUGGGAGAGUGGUACACAGGUCAUCGCUAUGCUCACUAAACUCAAGGAGGAUGGCAGAGAAAAGUGUUUCAAAUACUGGCCUGAUUGUACUUCACCUAAGAAGAAUACAGCUGAGUUUGGACCUUUCCGUGUGAUAGCACAGUUCAGCAAUGACUCUGGUUGUUACAUCACCAGUGGGCUUACGUUGCGUCAUCUUCCAUCAGGUGAACAGAGGACUGUUUGGCAUCUACAAUACAAUGAUUGGCCUAAUAAAGGAUGCCCCAAUGAUGUGCAUGGCUUCCUAUCAUUCCUUGAGGAGUUCCAGUCUGUAUGUCGGCAUGCUAAUAGCAUGAACGAGGUUGAUGUGGGUCCACCUCCUAUCGUACACUGCAGUGCUGGAGUAGGAAGGACUGGAGUAUUAUUACUGGUUGAUAUUAUGAUUAGCAGUCUGGAACACAAUGAGGAAAUCAACAUUCCGAAGAUGCUGGGUAUCUUGCGCCAGCAGCGAAUGCUGAUGGUUCAGACGGUGGGACAGUAUACCUUUGUUUACAAGGCUCUCAUCCAGUCUCUCAAGAACACCCGGCUGAUCUAAACACCCAUCUGAUCUAAACACCCAUUCCAAUGUCAUGUGUGUCGUAUAAUGUUAUUUGCUAAUCAGAUGAUUUCAAGUUUCGUGUUGAUUGUGGGUGUUAGUGUUUGGGAAUGCUAGUGUAAGUGUUUGGCAUUUUAGCACCAGCCAUGACACCAAACCUGAUAUGGGACAGGUGGUGGUAUUGAUGUCAGAGGGUGUUGAGCUGCCACAGUAUGUUCACUUUUCGAUGUUGGAGCUAGAUACUGGUACCUGUAGCUUGAAUCAUGGUGUCAACACCUACACCAACACUAGCACCGUACUUGAAACGUCCUUUGUGGGUCCUUUCGUUCUGUUAGGGAUUGUCAUAUCUCACAAGGGUAUUACUCCCAGUGUAUUUGCAUUAUCAAUGUAAAUGAAGAGGUUGUUUCACUAGUAGUCAAACUUGACAUGGAAAGCUGUGCAGAAAUCAAGUUUUUUUCCUAUGUUUUAACAUUGACUUUCCCCUUCUAUUUGUUGAAUCUGAAAUAAGAGGUUAAGUCGAGUGAAUUUUACAGGAUUCAUGAUGAAAGAUGGAACUACACCUAACAUCCACUUAUCCAAAGGUACCUGAAAACCAUUUGUAAGUGCUAGUGCACAUGUGGUAUUCAUUACAUAAUUUAAACGAGUCUACCAAAUACUGCCACCCCCCCUGAGAUUGUCCUGUGAAACGCGGUGAUGUGUUAUUUAUCACAAUGCAGGAAGGGAAUUAAGUAUGACUUGAAUUCAAGGUUUUCAGUGCAUUGAGUGCUUUUUAUUGUCAAUACUAGCUCUCCAUAGAUAUCUAUUGGCAUUACUCUGAUGAUGAUAAUGAUAGACAAGCAUUGUAUAACCUGUUAUGAUGGUGAUAAUAGUGAUGAGAGAUGCCCAUUUUGUAACCUGUAAUAAUGAUGAAUAUAUUAAUCAUAAUUAUCAUCAUUAUCAUCCAUAUUAUCAUUAUACAGUACUCUGUCAAGUAACACCCAGAUAUCAACAAAUAUUUGUGUUAUUGUUGGCCUAUCUCUAAAAAUUUCCUUUUGUCUCAGCACUGCAAUGUUCCAUUCAUAAAGACAUUCCAUGCUUUAUCCAUUCGGUAAUGAAACAUUUGUUUGAAACCAGGUUUUUAUUAUAUCUCAUUUGGCUGAAGUUAGGAUUUUAAAAGGGGUCUAUGAAUCUCUUUAAGUCUUCUUUUUCAAUACUUUAGGUGUAUGAUGAAGGUUAAUAUUAGUAUCGCAUGCACAUUUAUCUUAGGAACAAUUAUUACCAAAAGAAAUGUUAUAGAACCUUUUACAAAUUAUAUACUUCAUGUGCUGAACUCAAGUUUGCCAUUGUUAACAUAUUUGAGAUUCUUUUUAGAUAGAGAUUUUAAUUUCACAAUUGUGAAUACAGUCAUCAAGUUUCUCCUAUAUAUGAAUCAAAAUUGAUAAAAUCCAUGAGAUUUCCAAUGAGUAUGAGUAAAAUGCUUCUUAGAUGGCUUGCCUGCAAUAAUUAAAUGCUAUGAAUAGAAAUUACAGUACUUAAUCACAUUCGUAUUCAGGUUUUGUUUUGCACAUGAAGAAUUCGGACUUCAUGGUUUUUAAUACCAUAUACUCUUUCAUGAUUUGUAACAUGAUUACAUGCAUAAAAAGGGGAUGAAUAAGGGAAAUUACCAACCAGUUUUCAAGAUUGUAUUCAUUUACAAUCAAGAUGUGAUGACAUAUCGUUUAAUCUUGGUUUUUUUUAAAAAUGCAUUGUAUUUUAGGCAUCAGCUUGAUAUGAGAUAUAAAAUUCUAAAAUAUUUGAUAUCAUGCAAUAGUACUUUAAAGAUUCUCAAGUACUGUAAUAAAAUUCCAAUUCAACAAUAAGAUAGGAAAGACAAAUCUCUGAAACUAAAUGAUUAACUAUGAAGUAAGUGCCUAGUUGAAUGUUAUGAAUAAAUGAAUACCGGUACACAAUUGAUACCAUACAGUAUUAGGAAAAAUAUUUUUCAUUAACUGUUUGAUUGUUUUGUCAUCUUGUACUUAUUCACUUUUUAUUGUAUUCAGAUAUCAUGCUUAUUUCUUAUGCUGUGCUUUUGUAUAAUGUGAAUAUUAUCUUAUAUUUAUUGUGUUACAUUUUGUAUCCCAUUAUAAAUACUAUAUUUUUAAAAUACAAAUUUCUUACAAUAAAUUGUCAUGUUAUUCCAUUUUAUCCCAUCCAUUACUCAUUCAUAGUACCAUUGUAUGUGAACAAAACAAUAUCUUGUGAUAGGCAGAGACAUAAUUUAAGUGCUAUUAUUGGUUGGUAUAUGUCAAAGAAAAAUGUCUUGUCGAAUAAUAGGAUUCUUGAAAAAGCACAUAUUGGGAGCACAGCGUAAAAGCUUUACUCCCACAUAUUCUGUUUGUGCUUACUAGAUGGGAUAAAAUUAACUUGUGUGACAGUAUUUCAUGCAAUAAUGUAUUCUUUAUAAAGUGUAUUCAAAUAUUUGGUCAUGUUAAACCUCUGCAAGAAAACAACUCUGUUAAAAAAGAUUAUCAUAAAGAAUAUUUCUGUACAUUCAUUAAAUGCAAUAUAAAAUGAAA
Molecule: messenger RNA, 7391 nt
Organism: Lytechinus pictus (painted urchin)
Lineage: Eukaryota; Metazoa; Echinodermata; Echinoidea; Temnopleuroida; Toxopneustidae
Product: tyrosine-protein phosphatase non-receptor type 21-like
Exons: 16
Coding region: 793-4857 (1354 amino acids)
Biological process (GO): protein dephosphorylation
Cellular component (GO): cytoskeleton
Molecular function (GO): protein tyrosine phosphatase activity
Source: RefSeq, a predicted model, not a curated record